ACGUGACGCAGGUUAGCUUGUGCGGUGCAGAGUAGCGCUCAGCUGACUGGAGCUAGCUUCCUGCUGUUUUUGUUGUUGUUGUUUUCAGGCUUAGUCUGUGAUGCAGUAGACAGUUUGUCGUGGACUGAAACAUGGAGCGGUACGGGUCGGACACGGAGGGGGACGAUACACCGCUGCUUCACCGAGGACACGACGACAAAGCCCAGAAAGCCCCAGCUUGCUGUUCAUCACGCUAUGGCCUGGCACUGCUCUCCUCUUUCGGCUUCUUCGUGGUCUACUCCUUGCGGGUGAACCUCAGUGUGGCCAUGGUGGACAUGGUCAACAACACCCACCAAUCCAGCGCCAACCACAGCUCAGUGUGUCCUGGUCAUACCGACCCUGCACGGCCCAAACACAACCGUACGGCCAGUGUGUACAACUGGGACUCUGAGACACAGGGCUGGAUCCUGGGCUCCUUCUUCUACGGCUACAUCCUGACGCAGGUCCCUGGGGGCUACCUGGCCGGCCGCUAUGGACCCAAGUGGCUGAUGGGCCUCGGGAUCCUGGGAACUGUCAUUUUUACGCUGCUCACCCCUGCGGCUGCUGACCUGGGUGCAAGCUACCUCAUCGCUGUCAGGGUGCUGGAAGGGAUCGGAGAGGGAGUGACAUUCCCUGCUAUGUACACUAUGUGGGCAGCCUGGGCCCCACCAUUGGAGAGGAGCCGACUGCUCACUAUUUCCUACAUUGGAGCCCAGCUGGGGACAGUAAUCUCUCUGCCUCUGUCUGGUGAAAUCUGCUUCUACCUGGACUGGACCUACGUCUUCUAUGUGUUUGGUGCUGUCGGCCUGGUGUGGUUCAUCCUGUGGGCCUUCCUCGUCUUUGACAGUCCAAACACUCACCCACGGAUAUCAGAGCGGGAGAGACUCUACAUCACCAACUCACUGAAGAACGAGCUGUCCACCUCAGCAGGCAACAUCCCCUGGAGAGCCAUAGUGACCUCCAGACCGCUGUUGGCCAUCGUGGUGGCUCACUUCUCCUACAACUGGACCUUCUACACCCUCCUCACCCUGCUGCCAACCUACAUGAAUGACAUACUGGGAUUCAGCAUACAGCAGAACGGCAUGCUGUCAGCUCUUCCCUACAUAGGCUGCGCUGUGAUGGCUGUGCUGAGUGGCCAGCUGGCUGAUUACCUGCGGGAAACGCUCCUCUACCCCACCGUCACUGUCAGGAAGUCCUUCUCCAUUGUUGGUAUGAUCGGGCCGGCAGUGUUCCUGGUGGCAGCAGGAUACACAGGCUGUAACUACACGCUGGCUGUGACCUUCCUCACCAUCUCCUCCGCUCUGGGCGGAGUGUCGGCGUCUGGCUUCAACAUCAACCACCUUGACAUCGCUCCUUCGUAUGCUGGUAUUCUCCUGGGAAUCACCAACACCUUCGCCACCAUCCCUGGCAUGGUGGGACCAGUCAUCGCAAGCGCACUCACCCAACAUAAAACCAUAGAAGAAUGGCAGAUGGUUUUCUACAUUGCUGCUGCCAUCAACCUGUUUGGAGCUGUGUUCUACACUGUGUUCGGCCGAGGAACGGUGCAGCCCUGGGCCGUCCACACGUCCUACUCUCAUGGAGACUGAGGCUGAAGACAAGUGCCGGACGUGUCUGUUUGAUGAUUUAAUUUUUUCCAAUGGACAGGUCUCAAUCAUGGGCUUAAUUCAACGGGUAAUCAGUGACAGAUACGUUCCAACUGCGCUGAUAAUUCUCAAAGCGCGACUAGCUAACAGUGAGUAACAGCCAUAAUACCCUCGCAGACGUUCUGUACUGUGACUGCAGGUACUAGAGAGUCAGACAAACCUUCAGUCACAGCAACAGAAGACUGCGAUUUUAUUGAAGUGAAUAUUUCUAGGAGGCAAAAAUAAUCAUUUAGCAGAGCAAACAACCACAGUAUGUAUCUCCAGGAAGUGUCAGAGGAAGCUGUCUUUAUGAAGGCAAACACUCCUGACACUAGCUGAAAAAAGGGAAUGAAGCCAGUUAAUAAGGAAGCUACAGAUGUUGACAUUAUAAACACCACAGGAAAUAAGCUACAAGAUAAAUUAUCCCAAUGUAGCUCCUCAGGUUUGCCAGUUAGUUAACUUGAUAAGCUCAAUUUUUAUUUCUGCCUCCGGAGCACUUUAAAGAUGUUUUUACCCUACGACUCCACAGUACACCUUCUUGAGUUUUAAUGCCAUGGUUCAAGUCUGUCCUCUUUAGAAGGAUGUUUCCUUAACUGGUGUGUGUAAAGUUUGGGUUAACACAACAUGUGAAACUUAAACUAAGUGUUUAAAGGAACACCUCACCCCCAAAUCACCUUUCAGUUACUCUGCCAGAGUUCUGUUGAAUGUGUGAUAAGGACUUUGUUUUUCCCACAUGCCUUCACUGAACGGAGAAUCCAAUAACAGACAGAAUUCUUGAUGAGUUGAAGUCAUAGAAUUUUGUCAGUGUCCUUUAAAGUACCAAUGGUGCGUUCGUUUUGUACUCAGAGGCCGGAAAUUCCCAGUUCCCAGUCGGAAGUUUAAACUCAAAUGCACCCUGAGGUCAGAUUUCCAACUCGGAAACUCAACCGCAUCAACCCCGACUUACGAAUUCAUGAUGGCUGCCGGUCACAUGCAUAGUGAGUAAACACUCUGCUAAAGUACUGUUUAUAGCAAUCCUAUCUUAUUUGUUUUACAUUAGGUCAGCCAUACCCAUAGUACUGUUCAAUUUAUAUCCGUGGGCAUGUUGCUACGCUGUAUGUACGUGCAAAAUGCCACAUAGAACUGAUAUUGCUAACAGUGGCUACAGCUAGCCCAACGGUAGAACGGUAACGUCCAUGUUUUUUUCUAAUCCAAUCCAACUUUAUUUGUAAAGCACUUUAAAACAACCACAGAGUAUCAAAGUGCUAUUAGUUAGUUAUUAGUUGACAACAACUUGUCCAGCGUUGUCAACUAGAAUGCAAAAACUGUUGUCAACUUGGAGUUGACGUCAUUCUCACUUCCGACUUCUGACCUCUGAGUACAAAACGAAUGCACCCAACCCUUUUGAUCACCUGUCAGUACUUCCAAAUACUGAAUUAUGCAUCAGGGAGAGAAUGUCGGGUUCAAACAGGAGACGGAAGUGCCUCGAAGCCAGGAGUAGGACACUGAGCUCCUCAGCUUCCCAAAGAGCCAAAACUAUUGCUGUAGCGGUGUUCUGCAGUGAUAGUUUCAGUGUUUCUUUUUCUUUUCAUUUCAAGACAGAAGACUUGACUUGUGCUCAGAGGAGAGAGCAAGACUGUGUCGACCUUGCAGCUUGCUCAAAAAAUACGUUCUUGUUAUUAAACAGAGAGUAAAGUACAGAGGACAGACACUGUCUGGUGUCCAGGUACCAGCACCAGUAUCUGUUCACAUAUGAAUGGUACCCAAUCCUAGUAACCAUGUUUAACAAUAGCAAAACUUACCAUUUAUAACAUUCACACAACUCAUGCAGUCAAAUCCAAGUUUCAUUUAUCCAGUCGGUUGCUCAGUACUCCUCAAACAUACAGCCCUUUCCCAAAUAGAAACUGAACUAACAGUGAAACUUUAUCUCUGCUCUCUUCAAAGCCAGACUCCAUUGACAAAAACGGUGUUUUAAAGUGUUAGUUCAGAUUCACCAAAGUCUCACAUAACACAGACUAACUAACUGAUAGAGGCAAAGAAAGACCAGCAGCUCCUGUGUUCAGCAGGCUUAAAUGACUGUUUUUGUCAAUGGAGUCUGGCUUUGAAGAGAGUGUAGAUAAAGUUUCACUUUCAGUUCAGUUCCCUGUCAGAAAGGGCCGUCGGGGCAGCACUGAGCAUCUGACUGGAUAAAUGAGACUUGGAUUAUAUUGCACGAGUUGUGUCAAAGAUUGUAAACGGAUGCUUUGAUCUAAUUUUGCUGUUGUCAACAAGACUGUUCUCCAUUUUUGGAUCCUUUGUUCACUGGAGGCAUGCAAGGACCAAGUUUCUUCACAAAUUCAGCAUAGCACAGGGUGAGUACUUGAUACACAAAUUGUGAUUUGGGAGGUGAAGUAUUUCUUUACAUGGUUUUCCCCCCUCCUAACAAAAAAAAUCAUGUCAACCCAAAUUAGACCCACACAUGUAAGAACGUCUUUCUUACCACUGAGACUGCACAGUACGCACAAACACUUGUUUGGGGAAAAAGCCUUAUAGUGAAGCCUCCUUAGAUUGAUUUUAAAGCUCUUUGUCUUUCACAGGAUUGCAAAUGGACUUUUUUUUGUAUGUACUUGUCAUAUAGUGCCGUUAUUAUGUGCACAAUAAUGUGUCUUUUCUGGUUGUAUCCACCAGGCACCUCUUUGAGUUUAGGUAGCAGCACUUAACUAAUGCAUGUGUGAAGCACGGGUCAUGAUAUUUUCAAUCUGUAACACUAAGAUGACGUUAAGCUCUCUGCACCUUUCUGAUGAAGGGAAAGGAAACUUUAAAGAGGUUCCUGGUGGACACACAGCCUUGUUUUACUCACAGGAUUUGCACUUUCUGUGUCAAUUCUCAGGUAUCGUAUGUCUUACAAGGAAUGAAAAGGACAUUUGAUUACUUUUUACAGGUUGUUUGAUCUACCGCAUCGAGGUAUGUUCUUAAUUAAGUGUCAACUGGAUGAGAUCCCAUUUUAAAAUGAUUUCAGGUAGCGCAGUUAAUUCAAAAUAUGGCUCAUGGUAAUUCCUUACCUGUUUUCAACUUAUAAAGUUUACACUCUACCAGGUCACACGUACAUAAAACUGUAUGUAUCUUGUCCAUUUACACAUAACGACCACAGGGGGAUAAAUCAAAAUCAAGCCACAAGGAAAAAUGUUGUUUUUGUUAUGUGUUAACAAGUAGCAUCAUCAUCCCAGUUUAAGACGCACUGCCUUAUUACAUUAGCUUCAACGGGGUCAGACAAUUCAGGACUGUAGACUCUUUGUUCCCAGAAGGGAUUCCUGUCGUUACUGUUUUUUUAAUUCUUUCAUUUUUUUUAACGUUAGUGUCUACACACAGAGAAUAAAGGGAUUUGUGAAUGUGUAUAUACACACACUAUACUGGGAGGGUAAUCAUUGUAAAUUUUCAGUCUGGAAACAUUCCAGAAAUAUGUCUUAAAUCACUGUCACGUAUUGUAAAUACUGCAUCAUAUACAGCUAUUAGCAAAUCUGA
Epinephelus fuscoguttatus (brown-marbled grouper) is the source of this 5120-nucleotide messenger RNA. RefSeq names its product solute carrier family 17 member 5 (gene slc17a5). NCBI's taxonomy places the organism in Eukaryota, Metazoa, Chordata, Actinopteri, Perciformes, Serranidae. The transcript has 11 exons. The record is from RefSeq and is a predicted model, not a curated record. Gene Ontology annotation, biological process: monoatomic anion transport; transmembrane transport. Gene Ontology annotation, molecular function: transmembrane transporter activity. The coding region runs from base 132 to 1604 and encodes 490 amino acids.